Molecule: messenger RNA, 3875 nt
Organism: Dreissena polymorpha
Lineage: Eukaryota; Metazoa; Mollusca; Bivalvia; Myida; Dreissenidae
Product: synaptotagmin-4-like
Exons: 8
Coding region: 445-2151 (568 amino acids)
Biological process (GO): vesicle fusion; regulation of calcium ion-dependent exocytosis; calcium-ion regulated exocytosis
Cellular component (GO): synapse; axon
Molecular function (GO): calcium ion binding; SNARE binding; phosphatidylserine binding
Source: RefSeq, a predicted model, not a curated record
AACUGUAUCUGUGAGAAAAAAAUAUCGAUGCGAAUUUAAUCGCCUGAUGAAAAUUGCAUAAACGUGUAAGCGUUUGCUGAUAAUGCAAUGAUAAUUUCAUGUUGAGAGCAGUUUAGAAGAUUAUUUUAAGGGUGUCAAUUAUGGCAAAACAAUACUAUGCUCUCUUACGGUGGUCGCAUAGUUUUUAGCCAGUGUUGGUAUUAUAUGAUGUUGUAAACAGGUAAUUUGUGUUUGGAUCUAUUGAGCAAUGUUUCUAUUGUUGAAAGGAAUAUUACACAGGAAUUAUAGUCUAUGAAUCCUCGGAUGAUGUAGGGACGGACUUACGGAAUAUGUGCGAUGGACUCCUCAAACUGCUUGGCGUCAUAGAGAGCAAGGACACCUAAAGAGACCCUGAAUAAACAGAUCAAGACCUCCAAAGAUGAGAGUAAAAUAAAAACCCAGGCAAUGUAUGACCUUCAGUGGCUUAUGUCUUACCUAGACCGCAAGAAUUGUGCGCUUAACAAAAAGGUUGACGGGCUGCACUCCAGUGUGGAUAACGGGACGAAGUGUAUCCCCGCCUCCAGCUACAUCAGGCAAGCGGACCACGGCUCAUCAAAGGAAGCUCUAGUUUCAUCCGUCGACGUCACGAUUGAUACAACAGUGUCGGCGCCUCUGCCUUUAACGACGCCGACGAAGACGGUUCAAGAAAAUGCCGACAGGUUUAUGUCGGCGACCGUGGCAACGUACAACCCGCACAGAGGACUUCUCGAUGCCGGUUCACCAAUACACAGCGAGAACCUAACGCCGGAAAUUGAAGGCGACAAUCGCCUUCCGAUCGUUAUGAUUGUGGUAGGCGGUUCCGCUCUUAUUGUCCUUAUCAUCACCGUGGUGCUCGUCCUCUGCGUGAGGAGAAUACGACAGCGCCGCCGGAAGCGCUCCCUGGUUGCCGCCAAGUACGACAGUCUAAUCACCACUCUCCAUCGGACGUCACCCGUGUCACUGAUUAGCCACCGGCGGCAGGUGAGCGAGCCUUCAUCGGCGUCGUAUCUCUCAAACUACAGCACGUUCGACAUCGUAACCGAAUAUCAGAACGCGCAAGAUGUAGGGUACGAACACCAGACGGACUCAAGAAAAUCGAAUGGUGAAAAACUGACGAAGUACCACAGUAUGGAUUCAGGCCAAAAUAAAGUGAAAAAGAAGGCAGCGUCACUUAAAAAGUCUAAAUCAAACCCUGUCAUUAUGCCCUCGGGUCGAGCCGAAUGCGACAACGAGCAAUGCCCCAAGAUUUCGUUCACACUCAAGUACGACUCCAAAGCACGGCGUCUGAAGCUGCGCUUCCUCUCUGUUUGCGAGCUGCCUGGAAAGUGUCACGGCCUUGAUGUAUCGGCCGUCGUUUCCUUGUUCCCACGCAACGUUGACGGCGUCAACAGCCGCAUCGUAACCGGCGCCAGAGAGGUUCAUCUCGACGAGACGUUCCUCUUCGACGACUUGACACUCCCGGAAGUUGAGAAGUCCACACUGCGUUUCGUGCUUCACUUCAAGCGGAAGAUGCGCUCCGGAAAGGAAGAGCUCCUCGGGGAGCUAUACAUGAAGUGCUGCGACCACGACUGGAGAAACAACGAUACGUUGAACUUCACGUCGAUGCCGCUCGGCUUAAAAACGAAAAGCGGGACGCGGGAUAAGUACCUGCUUGAAGACCUCGGCUCUCUUUUUGUCUGUCUCGAGUACCAGGGAGGGGCCAACCGACUCAAGGUCAUGGUCAGAAGGGCGAGUGGGCUGCCGAAAUCCGACAAACUGAUUGGGGAUCCGGGUCACUAUGUUGUCAUCAACCUGGUCAAAAACCUCAACGUUGUAAAGGUUCAAGAAACCAAAACUCUGAACGGUUAUGCGCCAAUAUGGAAUCAGCCUUUUUUGUUUGACUUAAGUGGCUCGCCGGAACUAGAAUACAGUGUCGAUUUUGUGAUCAUGCGUAAGAAACUGCAUACCAAGGACGCCGUGAUCGGUCACGUGACCAUUGGUACCAAUGGGUGCCUCAGUGGGCGGAGUCACUGGAAGGACAUUAUGUCUCCACGCCCGUUGGAAACGGCAAAGUGGCACGCGAUUGGUCCGAUGAUAGGCAAGCACGGGGUCCAACAAAAUGGCGUCGAACAUUCGCAUUCUGGCAAUGCUUAAUUGCACUGCACUGAGUUUGCGCUGGCCUAUUGUGCACUUUCAACUAAAUGUAAAUACUGGUUUGUGAUGAUUAUACGACUCAGCUUCGUUUAUUUACGCUGGUGCUUUGUUUAAACUGUGUUGAACGUGUUGCGCCAGUUUCUUGUUUGUACAGUUUUUUAAAGUUUACAUAUUCAUUAAAACCGUUAUGUAUCCAAAUUGUUUAGAAAUGUUAUCAUCGAUAAGAAGACCUUUGGACAUAUCAUAAUUACAUGUGCUAAAUGAUUUUAAGUUGUUUAACAGUUUCUUUGUAUAUUCCAAGAAAUUUUUCACAUACCGUGACAGUUUCGAUCCACCAUUGGUGCAGUUACAAACCAUAUAGCUAGGCACAACCAUGUCAUUGACUGGGAGGGGGUGAAAGUGAUUGAUAAGGAAAACAACACCGCACUCGGAAAACUUAGGGAAUCGGUUGCGAUAGCUAAGGAGAGACGGGUAAUGAACAGGGACGAGGGGGGCUACCAACUGAGUCCCGUCUACAGGCCUUUGUUUACUGCUGGGAACCAUUCCGGCAGUAAACCCGCCCUGUUACGUGCAUUUCCCGCAAAGUCACAGUCUGAUGAAGAUUCACCAAUGGUGGAUCGAAACUGUCACGGUAUGUGAAAAAUUUAUUGGAAUGUACAUAGAAACUGUUAAAUAAUUUUCAAAGAUGGAUUUCUUUCGAGAUUUUAAGUUGUAUUUAGAAAUUUGUAUGUAUUGACCAGUUUAUGCCUAGUGGACUCUCCCAUCCUUCUAGGGAUGUCUAGUAUAUUUAUUUCUAUAUUUAGAAUAAUUCUUACAGAAAUUCCUUUAAGCAAACAGCGCAGACCCUGAUGAGACGCCGCAUCUGGGUCUACGCUGUUUUCCAAGGCCUUUUUUCUAGACGCUAGGCAUAAAUGUAUUAAGUUUUUGUGUAAAUAGUAUGUUCUUUACGAAUACCAAUGAAAUUGUAAUUACAUAUGUCAUCUAUCAUACUUACAUAUCGGUACAUUUGCGCUAUUAUCAUCACCAUUUAAUCAUGUUGUUCUCAUCAGAAUCGAUUCUAAAGAAGCCUUUGAUGAUAGAGCUUCUUAGUUGUACAUGCUGUUACUUUUAUACGUUGAUUGCACAGAGAGGUUAAUUUCACGAAGUAUUAAGUGAAAUGAUAUGUGGCCGAUAUACACAGGAAAAGACAUAACUGAAUAUGUUUACCAUAUAAAAAUUAAGACACGUCGAUUAUUUUCUAUUGAAAAAAGAGAACAUUUAGUGCGAAUUAUUCUGCAAUACAAAUGAAUACUUUUGUAAGGUUCUCCCGGGUAUUGGAAAAUGUAGACGACAUUAAAAAACAAAAAGGUAAAAGUUUUUUAACUUUGGCUCUUACUUGUGUUUGCAAGCCUGUACUCCGCCGCGUCAUUGCGACUGAGUUUCUAUUAAUCAAUUUGACCUCAUGUUUUGUGAUGAUCCAUUUCACUUAUAUCAUUUUAUUGUGCAGAAACCACACGUUUGAUUCGGUCAUAGUGCGCAUUUUAACAAUCAGCUAGUCGUAUCAACAUUGAGUAUAAAAUUACGAUGUGUUACAUUCAUUUAUAUUUAGUUUCUUGCUUUACAAUCGGCCUUUCUGAAAUGUCACAGUUACGUGUUGUUUUUUAAGAUGCUUGACGUGUUGUGUGUUUUCAAACACAUUGUUUUAUAACUCGUACUGUUUUGUUGAAUAAAAACUAAGAAAUGUA